Molecule: messenger RNA, 1355 nt
Organism: Prosopis cineraria
Lineage: Eukaryota; Viridiplantae; Streptophyta; Magnoliopsida; Fabales; Fabaceae
Product: long chain acyl-CoA synthetase 8-like
Exons: 6
Coding region: 1-942 (313 amino acids)
Cellular component (GO): membrane; endoplasmic reticulum
Molecular function (GO): long-chain fatty acid-CoA ligase activity
Source: RefSeq, a predicted model, not a curated record
AUGGUGAGAGCUUGGAUAUAUUCUCCAGGGCAUGAAACCUCUCAUUAUUCUGAUAUGCCUUUCUUUGUUGCGCAGCUUGUGAAUGUGUUUCAGGCAUACAAGUAUGCUGAAUUACCUUCCAUUUAUUAUAUUGUAUGGUUAUAUUUGUGCAUCUAUCCAAAUGAAGUUUUCUGUCAUGUCAACAGGGCUCCCAUUGGUCAAGCAUAUGGCUUGACUGAAACAUUUGCUGGGGCUACCUUCUCUGAGUUUGAUGACAGCAGUGUUGGACGUGUUGGUCCUCCUCUUCCUUGUGGCUACAUUAAGCUUGUUUCUUGGGAUGAAGGUGGAUAUAUGACAUCAGAUAAACCAAUGCCACAGGGAGAGAUUGUAAUUGGGGGGUUCAGUGUGACAGCUGGCUACUUUAAGAAUCCUGAAAAGACUAAUGAGGUGUUCAAGGUUGAUGAGAAAGGUAUGCGCUGGUUUUAUACUGGUGAUAUCGGAAGGUUCCAUCCUGAUGGAUGUCUUGAAAUUAUAGAUAGAAAAAAGGAUAUUGUCAAACUUCAACAUGGAGAAUAUAUCUCUCUUGGGAAGGUUGAGGCAGCACUGUCGACAUGUAGUUAUGUGGAUAGUAUUAUGGUUUUUGCAGAUCCCUUCCACAACUACUGUGUGGCUCUCAUUGUUCCUUCACGUCAUACUCUGGAGAAAUGGGCCCAGCAAGCUGGUGUUUCGCACACAGAUUUUUCUGAGCUGUGUGAUAAUCCUGAAGCGGUCUCUGAGGUUCAGCAGUCCCUUUCCAAGGCCGCAAAAGCUGCAAAACUGGGCAAAACUGAGGUUCCGGCGAAGUUUAAGUUACUGCCAGAUCCAUGGACGCCUGAAUCUGGGUUAGUCACUGCCGCUCUCAAGAUAAAAAGGGAACAGCUGAAAGCCAAAUUCAGACAUGAGCUCCAAAAGUUGUAUUCCUGAAUGCUUCAUUUGUAUGCACAAUUUUGGCAAAGGAGCAAAAAUGCCUAAUAAAUUGUUGGCUAGGAGCAUCAAAUAGCUUGAAGUGAGGAAAAAGUGCACGGGUAUUCAUGAAGUUAUUUUUUUGGUACAUCUGUGAUUGAACCAUUGUGUAAAUAUGAAAUUUAAUGGUUUGCUCACAAAUACAUCAAAAAAUAAAUUCAUAGGUACUUGUACAGUUUUUCUCACUUUGAACUAUCGAUUGUUUCUAUCUAACAAUUUCUUGAAUAUUUUUUUUCCUUUGCCCUUUAAUAUGACGUUUGAUUUUGUUUUAUAAUUUUUUUUCCUUUGUGGAUAAUCACUUAUCUACGCUAUUUAUGAAAUAAUGACUGUAAUAUCUUAGCUUUUUACUUUUUUAAUAUAUUAAAUUUUGGUUA